Molecule: messenger RNA, 2691 nt
Organism: Sebastes umbrosus (honeycomb rockfish)
Lineage: Eukaryota; Metazoa; Chordata; Actinopteri; Perciformes; Sebastidae
Gene: tmem168b
Product: transmembrane protein 168b
Exons: 4
Coding region: 196-2310 (704 amino acids)
Source: RefSeq, a predicted model, not a curated record
GUGUCAUGGCGGCUGCUGGCUGUCAACUCAAAACUUUGAACUCGACAAACUUUCUAAACAGAUAAAAUGUCUUUAAACAUGUCUUUAACUCUGCUGACAGCUGCUUCCACCUCACACCCUCUAAACCUCACCGGACACCAGAUGAGUACUACCAGUCUAUAAGUCAUUAAAGGUCCUUUAGAGAGUCUUGUCAUCAUGCUGGGCUGUCUGCGCUACUGUGUGAGCCACUGCCUCCGGGCAGCGAUGACCCGGCUGGAGGAGGUGAACGGAGAGGUGAGCAGCCGCUCGUCUGUCCGCUGGCUGGGCUACCUGUCCGGCUUCAACCUGCUCGUCGCGCUGUGUCUGGGUCUGUACGCCCGCUGGGAGAGGACCCUGGACACGUCUCUGCUCGUCAUCUUCAUCCUGGCUCUCGUCGUGCCCCUGAUAGCUAGCAUAGUGUACUACUACUUCAACAUGGAGAGGGUCAGCCUCAGUAUACUCCACCUGUGGUUCGGCUUCUUGCUCGGACUUCAGUGUUUCUUCCACACACCUGCUGCUGCUAACCUGGACCGAGACGUGAAGGAGCAGGCGGCCAACUACCUGCUGCUGGCCAGCGUGUCUCUGCGGACUCUCUGGGCGCUUCUGGAGAGGCUCUUCGGAUGCACCAAGUACAAACCCGCCUUCCUGACCUCUGCAGAGCGGCUGGAGCUGCUGGGGUUCACCGCUGCCAGCACCUCACUGCUCUUCCACAAGUCUCUGAGUGUCAUGGUGCUGGUUGUGGCUCUGGCAACUCUCAUGGUUGCUCUCCGGAUGAAGGCUGUUCUGGCUCUACCUAACUUAAUCUGCUUCUCCAUCAUCACCUCUGUGCUCUUCUUCCAGGCGCUGGACAUCACCACCAACCCCUUUGCACUCGCCUGCUUCUUCAGCCAGCUCAUCUGCGACCCCUUACUGGAUGUUUACUUCAGUGGGCUCUCUGUGAUUGAACGCUGGCAGCCUUUCUUAGUAUGGAGAGCUCUGUGGCGGAGGAUGUCCUUGCUGCCUCUGCUGCUGGUGGAGGUGACCUUCAUCAUCCUGGCUGCGAGGAAGCUGAACGCCUUGGACCACCAGUGGUACCUGAUGAUCCCAGGCUUUGUGGUCUGCGUGAUCUUCUGGCUCAUCUGCCACUUGGUGUUUGUCAUCACAGUGUGGGGCUUCCACACCAAGCUCAGUGAAUGCCAGAGGCUGUGCUUGUCCCAGGGGUCAGGGGUCAGCGGCCUAGACAAGGUCAUGGCAUCAAAGGGGAUGAGACACUUCUGCCUCAUCUCUGAACGCCUGGUGCUCUUCUCGCUGGUGUCAACUGUUGCUGUUGCUGCUCUUUGUUGGCAGGCCUCCAGCAGCAUCUUUGUGAGCAUGUUCCUGCUUGUCCUGCCUUUGGAGUCUCUGUUCCACGGCCUUUUCCACGAGCUCGGGAACAGCCUGGGUGGAACCUGUGUGGGCUACGCGGUGGUCAUCCCCACCAACUACUGCAGUCCUGACGGCCAGCCCACGCUGCUGCCUCCAGGCCAGGUUCAGGAGCUGAACAGACGUUCUACAGGCAUAUUGAACAAUGUGCAGCGCUUCUUCGCCCACCACCUGAUUGAGACUUUUGGCUGCGACUAUUCCCUCAGCGGGAUGACCCAGGAGGCUCUGCAGGCCAAGAUCAAACGCUUCCUGGAGCUACGCACGGCAGACGGGCCUCGCCACGACACCUACGUGAUCUUCUACAGCGGUCACAGUUACCACUCCGGAGAGUGGGCGCUGGCAGGAGGAGACACUCUUCGCCUGGAUACCAUCUUGGAGUGGUGGAGGGAGAAGAACAGCAGCUUCUGCUCGCGCCUCAUCUUGGUGCUGGACUGUGACCACUCGUCGGCGUGGGUGAGGGAGGUACAGAAGGUGGAGGGUCCGUAUGUGGCUGUGCAGGGAGCGACGCUCCUUCGAGUGACGGACGUCGAGCUGCAGGACCCCCCGCAGCUCGGAGACUUCACCGCUCAGUGGGUGGAGUAUAACUGCAACUCAAACAGCAACAUCCAGUGGUCUCAGCCGGGCAGGGCAGUUUCUGCCGCCUACGGCAUCUCCAAAUACUGGAGCGACUACACGCUGCACCUGCCCACAGGAAAUGAUGUUGCCAACCUCUGGAGCAUGUACUUCCCUCGGAUGACCUACCCGGUGGUACAGUUGGCGCUGUGGUCCGGCGUUUCCAAUGAGUUGGGGCUCUGCAGCAUUUGCCUGCGAUUUCUUAGGAGAGUCAAACUGAACUGGUUUCCACCGGCGAUACUGGACACUGGCCAAGGCUUCAAACUGGUCAGAUCAUAGAAAUAUGAAAACAGGCUAUUUUUGUAUUUUCUAAAAGGCGAAAGGCGAGUUUCUUGGACCCUUAAAAUAGGCAGCUAUUGGAUUGUUAACGCGCCGCUAACCAGUUUUCCUGUUAGUUACUGAAAAACAAAUCACUGACUGAUCAGUCGGUUUGAAAUUUAUCUAUUUAGUACCAGCUUUUAUACUCUUUGCGAUUUUUUCUAUUAAUGUGUGUUUUUAGCUUUGAUCUUAACAUUGAACACAUAUAUCAACGUGUGAGAUGAGACUCAGCACAUUGACUCUAUUUUGCACGUUUGCAUCGUAUUUACUGUUAGAUCUGAUUCCACCUUGAUUAUAAGAACAUUUGUGCCUUUUAUUGUAAAAAUCACCAAAGAACAUCCA